AUGGCAUACACCCUUCAGAAUGAAGCCCAGAGGAUUUUUCAUACAAUCAUCUCCGACCCUCGCUUACUCAUCCCGGAUGAGAUUAAAGCUCAGGCGGAUAAGGUGAAGUUUGUGGGAGAGGAAACGCAACCAUACUUUCCAACACCCUGGAAAGCUGCGGAAACUCAGGCUGCCCUGCUUGGUAGUAUUGGCCUCUUUGCGACGGCUAUAUCUAAGGAGCGCUAUGGACUCGACGAAAUUGCGACUAUUGAUUUGGAAAAUGCUCUUCUUUCUGGGCUCGCGAUAGGUGUUAUGCGAGGUAACGGGAAACCGGUGCCAAUUCUCCCGAAGACGGCCGAGGUCACACGUCGUUGGGACCAUGGAAAUACUCGCGAACUGUACCGACAGCUUGGAACAAACAUAUACAAAACCAGAGAUGGUCAAUGGUAUCAACUUCAUGGAAGUAUGGAUGCUACGCCACUCCUUCGCAUGCUUAAUUUACCACAACAUGACGAGAAAAAUCGAUCCUGGAGUGAAAUUAUCGACAUGUAUGCGGAAGUUGUAGGCCAAAUCGACGCAGAAGAACUUGAUACCUGGAGCAACAACGUCUAUCGCAUCCCUGGCUGCAGGUGCUUUAAAUUGGGAGAGCUUGAGACACUCCCUCAUGGCAAAGCCAUCAAAGACGAGCCAUGGUAUAAUUUGAUUCCGCAGCCUUACUAUGAACAACCGCCUGCACAAUGGGUUUUACCUCCGGAUACCGCUGAUCGAAGGCCUCUUUCCGGCAUCAGGGUACUAGACAUGACUCGAGCAGUCGCCGGUCCUACGAUCGCAAAAGUCCUUGCCGCCCUUGGCGCAACCGUUAUUCCAGUGGCCUCAUCGGCCAAUAACGAACUUCCAGUUACACUUAUUGAGGCCUGUCUGAACAAAAUAAGUGUCGAUAUCGACCUGAAGACCUUUGAGGGAGGAAAGAAGUUUCUUGAGCUUACUCAGGAUGCUGAUGUCUUUAUUGAUGGUUAUCGGCCUAGUGUUUUAGAACACCUCGGAUUUGGACGGGAUGCAGUAUUCGGCUUGGUCUCGGCGCGCAGUCGAGGCAUUGUCUAUUGUCAGGAAAACUGUUACGGAUGGAAAGGCCCCUGGUCUGGCCGUCCGGGGUGGGCACAGAUUGGGGAUACGGCCUCUGGAGUAGGGUUUGCUUGUGGAAAAUUCCACGGUUACGAUGAGCCACAUAUAUUCCCGGGGCCCAACGCAGACUACUUAUGUGGUCACGCUGGAGCGAUUGGUGCUUUACAUGCUUUGUAUCAAAGAAGUAAAACAGGCGGGUCGUACCUCGUUCAAGCCUCCCUUAUCGUCUCCAAUCUACAAAUGAUGAGUUACGGACAAUACUCGGACGAGCAAAUCACGGCUUUGAAAAAGCGCAACAAGAACAUCAUAGGGAAACCACGAUACUAUGAUGAUAUAAUGGCACAAAGCUCUAAAAAUUUGUUGGUCGAAGGCGUCUGUGCCGACCGACCCUUGGAGAAAGCACUUCGGGAAGAGUUCUAUCAGUCUGUUGACGGUAGUGCCUGGGGCUAUGAUCACCCUCUUGAGGUGAUAAGGGUAGGUGUGACUCUAAGCACCUCAAGAACUGACUUUGUUCUUUCAAGCGCUCCAUGUGGUUACCAUCUUCCACAAUGGGAGCUGAAGAAGAACCCAGAUUUUGUGCCUUUGUGA
Molecule: messenger RNA, 1689 nt
Organism: Cladophialophora psammophila CBS 110553
Lineage: Eukaryota; Fungi; Ascomycota; Eurotiomycetes; Chaetothyriales; Herpotrichiellaceae
Exons: 5
Coding region: 1-1689 (562 amino acids)
Molecular function (GO): catalytic activity
Source: RefSeq, a predicted model, not a curated record